Molecule: messenger RNA, 3443 nt
Organism: Chara braunii
Lineage: Eukaryota; Viridiplantae; Streptophyta; Charophyceae; Charales; Characeae
Source: the annotation of a GenBank genome assembly
CGCGAGCUGUUUGUGCGAGCAAGGAGGCUAGAUGAUUACCCCCGAAGCCCUCGCUAUGAGGCCGAUCGGGGUCGAGGCGACUCCUGCGGCCGAUGGGAGACAGAACAGGGCCGACGAGAUGGAUAUAGGGACGACAGAUACGAGAGGUCGGAUCGAGAUGGCUACAGAGGAAGUAGAUAUGAGAGAGGAGAUCGGGACUGGGAAUGACAAGAUGGGUCGCGCGGACGGUUUGAGCGCGGGGGAGAUGCGAGAGAGCAGCGCGACGAGUCGCGGGGAUGGUACAAUCGAGGGGACCGACGCGAUGAGACACGAGGACGAUAUGACUCGGGGGACCGCCGGAAUGAUUCGCGAGGGCGGUAUGAGCAAGGAGGGUCUGGAGGAGACCGGCGCAACGAUUCGCGUGGUCGGAAUGAGAGAGGGGGAUAUGGCGUCUCAUCAGAACCAUAUCCCAAAUGAUCUGGGAGAUGUAUCGAUGUUCCCUUCGAUGAAGGGGAAUGUCGAAGCAAGGAGAUUAGAGACGAGUAAAGGAAUGGAGCCGGUCAGGAGCCAGAGCAUCAAGAUAAUCUUUGAGGGGGAUAUCGCAACCACACCCAUAAGGGUGGCAACCACCAAGUCGGCUAGAGGGUCUACAUCGAAGAAGACUGACACGGAUUACGUGAUGACGGAGAAGGACGGGCAGCGGGUCGAUGGAGAGGAGGUUAUCCUUUCCCCGAGAAAGAGGGGAGUGAAGAAGUUCUUAACGAAGAGUUCGCUGGACGAGAUUGACACGGUUGAGCCACUGAGGCGGGCCCUUCCGCAACCAAUGCAGUGUUCUAUUCUGGAGUACCUGGCGGCAUCGAAGCGGGCUCUAGCUCAAAAAGUUAAGCCAGCCGCGGUGGGCCGCGAGCGAUCUGCAUUGGAAGGGAUAUCGGAAGAAGAGAUCGCGAAAGAAAUCAAAGAAAGAAAGAGAAAGGAGCCGCAACGCCUAACGGAAGAGAGGAUAGCAGGGAUGGACAUCGGAGAUGGAAAUCUGACCCCACAGGAGCGCGGUAGGAUUGACCCUCGAUACGCUAAGCCAGCAAGGAUUUACACGAUACCACAUGUUCCCUGGAAUGAUGCGGGAUGGAAAUACGCCCAGAAGGAGAAGGAAGAAGUUACCACUUUCCUGAAAGAAAAGAUGGUUUCCCAUGUUGCGGAGCCGUCUGAUAGCGCUUAUGCUAAUCGAUGGUUCUUCCUACGAAACCUGAAUGGCAAGAUCAGAAGGUCAACGCGGUCACGAUACGAGACGUGGGCUCCAUGCCACACGCCGAUUUACUGGCAGAAGGCGCCGCAGGGACGCCGAGCAGAUCCGGCGAAGUUAGACAAACUUCUGAACUGGCCGUCACCGUUGCAUAGCCCUACCGAGGUGCGGCAGUUUCUAGGAGUGGUCGGUUACUGGCGUAUAUUCAUACGGGGGUAUGCGGAGAAGGCUGGGCCAUUGAGGUUACUCCUUCGAAAGACUGAAAACUUCUAUUGGAAUUCUUCAGAGGAACUUGCUAUGCAAAAACUUAAAGACGAAUUUAAGGAAGGAGGACGCGUGUUGGGUGUGCCAUUCUUUGACGAUGAGACCGAGAGACCCUUCAUAGUAUCCACGGAUGCUGGACCAUGUUCAGUGGGUGGUUUGCUGUCUCAGAAGGACGCUGGAGGGAAGAAAAGACCGGUAAGAUUUGAGAGUAGGACACUUAAUACGGCUGAGCGUAACUACAGUCAAUUCAAGAAGGAAGUGUUAGCUAUUCUCCGGUGUCGAGACACGUUCAGACACUAUAUCUAUGGGCGACGGUUCAUCUUGAGAAUAGACCCCACCGCGGUUGCCUCUGUCCUCCAGAAGGACUUUAGUCUGACGGACCCGACCAUCGCACGAUGGUUGAUACGGAUUCGGCUAUACGAUUACACAGUUGAGGGAGUAUCUGGUACUAAAAAUGCCGUGGCAGAUAGACUUUCACGCAUCCCUCCCGAGCGUCCGAUAGUAGCUGGGGCUCUGACAAUGGUAGAGCCGAGGCGCGCCGAGAGAUUUCUAGUUAAUCUUUACGAGGGCAAGUACCGAAUGAUCGGACUAUACUUGACGGUAGAGGAGAGUCGAGAUUCGAAAAUCCGGAGGCAAGCAGCUCAGUACUGCCUUAGAGCGGGCCACCUUUUCCGAAGGCCAGUAGGGUCGGGAAUGCCCUUACGAGUAGUUUGUGAUCCUGAGGAGAGGCAGACGAUAGUUGCGGAACUUCACGACGGGGUAGUCGGAGGAUACAGGGGAGUUAAAGGAACUACGAAAAGAUACGCCGGCUGUACUGGUGGGAAGGGCAAUAUAAGGACAUCGAGAGGCUUGUCAGUGCGAACACUAGCGAGGGAAAGCGCGCGAGAAGAAGAGCGGUUGACGAAGCAGACAGAUGCACGCGCGAGGCCUGGUCGAGAAAUCGACACCGUCGAUACGGGACCAGGAAGAUCCGCCUACAGCUGUGUGGGAUCGGCUUGGCCACCAGGAGAGCCGGCGGGAGUUUCCACUGCGGAUGAUGAGAGAGGCAAGACAAGGAAGAGGGCGACAACCAAGAGGAGAGAAAAGCAGCAGGUGGUGGUGGCGGUGGCGUUCGUGGAGGAGGAAGUGGCGGAGGAGGAGAUCAUGGUAGUUUACGCAGAACGCGCGCGUAAGAGGCGGCGUGCUCAGCGCUCCUUCCCUGUUACGACCUUCGGCGAGCCCGGCUGCCCUGCUGACUUCGACGGCCCUUUUCGUCAGAACAUAGAGACAUUUCUUGAGGAACAUGCCGAGCAGGUGGGUUCGUCUACAUUUGAUGGCAUGGCCUCCUGGACUCUGAUCAUGGAGACAAAGGAAGGGUCACGAUUUCAGCUGCUAGUGAUCGAGGAGCAAGUCGAGUAUUCUCGUCGACUACACUGCGAUCAUUGUCGUUGUGUUGGUUGGAGCCAUCAUCCAGUAUCAAAUAAGCGAUAUCACUUCAUUUUGCCUGCGGGGGAUGUGUACGACGCGCCGUUUUUUGGGAAAGGGAGGAACACAUGUCCCCAUUGCGAUCAGAUUGUUCCGUCCAGCAUGCUGCUCUGCACGUUCUGCGGGACAGAGACCGGGCAGCUGAGUUUUUUCGAUUUGGAGAGCCAUCUGCUCCACGGUAUAUUCCACUCCAACGGCUACGGUCAUCUCACUAGAAUCAACGGUCGCGAGAAGGGUUCCAAAUACCUAAGCGGCAGGGAGCUCAUGGAUCUGUGGGAUCGCAUCUGCACCAUGCUUCGAGCGCGGAAAGUGAGCGUGGAGGAUGUCUCGAAGAAGCGGUCGCUGGAGUUCCGCCUACUCCACAGCGUUGCUUACGGAGGGUCCUGGUACGGCAGGAAUUGUAUGGCGGGUUUAGUUGCAAAUUGAAAUGUAGCGAGGGGUUGCUAUGUAAUUUAUUGCUGCAAGAGUCGGCCACAAAUGAAAGCAAAACCAAAUC